Funneliformis caledonium is the source of this 480-nucleotide messenger RNA. Lineage: Eukaryota; Fungi; Glomeromycota; Glomeromycetes; Glomerales; Glomeraceae. The record is from the annotation of a GenBank genome assembly.
AUGUCUUCUACUACAAACACGGACGACGACGUAUAUCAUGAAAAAGAAUUGAUAUUAAACACUUUGAAAACCUCCUUAGGGUUUGCUGGUGUUGGGCUUCUUGUUGCAGCUGCGCAAAAUUCUUAUUAUGAUAAUACACGCGCUUCUACCGUCUUCACAAAAUAUGGCUCGAGUGUUACGGGCUUUGCUUUACUAGGAGGUAUUUUUACAGCGACUGAAACAAUUACAGCAAACGUCAGAAAAACAGAUGAUUGGAUUAAUGGAGCUGUAGCUGGGUGUGCUGCUGGUUUAACAACAGGAAUAAGGGCACGUUCAUAUGCGCUAAGUAUUGGAGCAUGUCUAGGUAUCGGAGGUUUAAUGGGUUUCUAUGAAUUCUCUGGAGCAUGGAGGGGAUUAUUGAAGGAUAAAACUGAGGAGGAAAAGCGUAAUUGGAGAUAUAACGUCUUUAGAGAUAACAAACCCGUAUUAGAUGAGGAAUAA